AUGCUGUUUAGGAAGUUCAACUUUUUCGGAGGCUACUGUGGAAUGUCAUUUUUGAAUGGCGUUUCGCAAGGAAGUGGAGAUAAUGCAGACGAGUGCCCAUCUUCUGGAAGAGUACUAGCAAUUGCGGGAUGCACCAAUUCGGGUAAAACUACGAUCGCGAAAAUUUUGGCUAAGAUGUUUGAAGAGGAUGAGGCUACUGUGACAAUUGUUCAUCAGGACCAGUUCUACUACUCAAGUGAAAAGGUCGAAAAGGUGCAUAGAAAAUGCGCGAAUAACCCCAGUUUCUUCUACAACUACGACGUAAAAACUUCUGUGGAUCACGACAAAUUAGUCAACGCAGUCAAGGCGGGGUUCUUCCUUCUAAAUCUGAAAAUUGUUCAGGGAAUGCUAGCGUAUGAUUACGUCAUCGUUGAGGGAAACAUGCUAACAGAAUGGGCAGAUGUCAUUGAACUUUGUGAUCGUGUGAUUUUUCUCACUCUCAAUCAGGAUACCUGUCGCCGGCGACGCAUCAGACGUAGUUACGAUCCGCCCGAUAUUCCUGGUUACUUUGAAGAGGUGCUUUGGCCAGCGUAUCAACAACAUUUGCAAAAAGCCCUGGCGAUUGCGCGAGAAGAUCGUCGUAUAUCAUUUUUGGAUGUGGCAUCUGAUACGGAUCACCCUGAUGCAGAACAUAUGCUAACGGUACUUCUUUUAUCGCUAGUUGGUGUUCGUCAACAGUCUCCUUUCAUUUCUCUCUUUGUAAAAGACUCGAGACGAGGUUUAGCCCUCCCCAGCAUGCUUUUUUGCUGCGGACUUCACUGUUCCCUUAGUCUGGAGCAUUAUCGCAAUGUAGUGAGAUCUAGGUACACCCCAGUAGGGGACGCUGCCUUAAAGAUAGUUUAUUUUUGUAAUGAUUGUUUAAGCCCCUCAUGCGGAGCCACAUCAGUGUUCGUUGGAACGACUCGUGAUACCUUUGAUGGUCGGAAAGUUGUGAGGCUUGAUUAUGAGAGCUACGACGAAAUGGCUUACAAAGAAUUACGCAAACUAUGCAAAACAAUCCGCAUUAAAUAUCCAUCUGUAGAACGGAUUGUCAUGAUACACAGGUGAGC
Cylicostephanus goldi is the source of this 1088-nucleotide messenger RNA. The record is from the annotation of a GenBank genome assembly. Lineage: Eukaryota; Metazoa; Nematoda; Chromadorea; Rhabditida; Strongylidae.